Molecule: messenger RNA, 1838 nt
Organism: Zalophus californianus (California sea lion)
Lineage: Eukaryota; Metazoa; Chordata; Mammalia; Carnivora; Otariidae
Gene: FAM133A
Product: family with sequence similarity 133 member A
Exons: 3
Coding region: 299-1045 (248 amino acids)
Source: RefSeq, a predicted model, not a curated record
CAACCCUGCAAACCUCUUAAUGUGGUGACUACCAGUGAGACCGCGCGCUCGGAGAUGGGCAGAAAAUGACUCACGGAUGCUUGGGUAGCGGCGGAGGCCCGGGCUGAGGAGGUUGCAGCAGCGGCGAAGGAUUCAUUUCUGCUACAGAACACCUCCCUUGGUACAACCCAAAAGACCAGUGUUUACUUUUCAUUAAAGAAUGGAGCCUGCUUGAUAUACCAGCAGGUGAAGAACCAAAGGAGGGUUUAUCUUUAUUCUUCUUAGCAUUGAGAGUCUGCUCUUGGAACCAUCAGGCACCAUGGGGAAGCGAGAUAAUCGAGUGGCCUAUAUGAAUCCUAUAGCAAUGGCCAGAUGGAGGGGCUCAACUCAAUCUACAGGCCCAACAAUACAAGAUUAUCUGAAUCGACCAAGGCCCACCUGGGAAGAAGUGAAGAAACAAUUAGAAAAUAAAAAGAAAGGCUCCAAGGCAUUAGCUGAAUUUGAAGAAAAAAUGAAUGAGAAUUGGAAAAAAGAAUUAGAAAAAAGUAGAGAAAAAUUAUUGAGUGGAAAUGAGAACUCUUCUAAAAAAAAAGAAAAAAAGAAAAAGAAAAAGAAGAAAUCUUGUCGGUCUUCAUCUUCUUCUUCAUCAAGCUCUGAUUCUUCAAGCAGUUCAGAUUCUGAGAAUGAGGAAAAGAAACAAGGAAAAAAGAGAAAGAAAAAGAAGAACCAUUCAUACAAAUCAUCAGAAAGCUCUACAUAUGAAUCUGAAUCAGAGAGCAAGGAAUCUGUGAAAAAGAAAAAGAAGUCAACGGAUGAAACAGAGAAAGAAAAGUAUAUUAGAAGUCUCAGCAAAAAAAGAAAGAAGACUUAUCCUGAAGAUAAACCCUCAUCAUCAGAGUACUCAUCAGAAUCAGAAUAUGAAGAGGAAGUGCAAGCAAAAAAGAAGAGAAGACAUGAAGAGCGAGAAAAAGCAACAGAAAAAGCAAAGAAGAAGAAGAAGAAACAGCACAAGAAACAUAGUAAGAAGAAGAAAAAGAAGUCAGGUUCGAGUCACAAGUCAGGAUAACAAGAAAAAAAUUAAGAUUUUCCUAUUUAAAAAAGCAAGGAUUUAAGGAAAGUUCAACUGUGAAUGUUAGGGCAUAUUUACCAAAAUGCAUGAAUUUCCUUGUGUUUGUAGAAUAUUCCUGGACUGAGUGCCAGUCAUAUGCCACUGUGCCAGAAAGGGCCAUAAUCAUUGCCUGCAGCAUAAAUAUAUAAUUUUGUUUGUGUGUUUUCCCUUCCAGGGUUAAUUCUUCUGAGAUCUAAAACCCUGUUGCUCAUACUAGUGGUUAAAACAUUUGGAUUUUGAAUUAAAAUGUUUUAGAUAAUAAUUUUCACCCCCCAAAUGUAUCUAAUUUGGAUAUAUCUUUAAAAUAUAAUCAGAAAUAUCUAGACAACUAUAGUUGACAUUUUUGAAGCAUGGACUUAAUGAUAUCUCAGAAUCCUUACUUUUGAAGAUUAGUUUAUUUUACUUCUUAAUAAACUUUAGUUUACAUGGGGAAAGGGCUUGUGGGGGAAAAAAGAGUUUGCUAUCACUUUGGCUAGCUGAAUAGUGUGCCUUUGAUCUUUACACAUCCUAUUUUUGCCAGUGCAGUGGCCAUUCUUUUCUUAUUUAGUGAAAUUCUGGAAUGUUAUAUGCUGCUUCAAGUGAAUAAGAGGACAGAAAGUAUAAGCCCCCAGUUCUAUGAAAUUUACCUCCACUUUAGCAGUACUGAAUAAUAUUUAGCAUUAGAGUGUUACAUUAUUUGAAUUAACUUUGAUACCCUUUGGAGGGGAAUCAUUUUAAAUAAACCCUGGUAUUUUUUGAUUAAUAAAGAUUC